This is a messenger RNA of Thlaspi arvense, 351 nucleotides long. NCBI's taxonomy places the organism in Eukaryota, Viridiplantae, Streptophyta, Magnoliopsida, Brassicales, Brassicaceae. The record is from the annotation of a GenBank genome assembly.
GUGGUUCUGGGUUUGAUCAGCGAUCAUAUUUGUCACUCUUUGGAAAUGGCGGCUGUUGUUGCUUCUGCUCCUGGGAAGGUGUUGAUGACUGGAGGCUACCUCAUACUCGAGAGGCCAAAUGCAGGGCUUGUGUUGAGUACAAAUGCACGGUUCUAUGCGAUUGUGAAGCCGAUCAAUGAAGAAGUCAAGCCUGAUAGUUGGGCAUGGCAAUGGACAGAUGUUAAAUUAACAUCGCCACAGCUCUCAAGAGAAAGCAUGUAUAAACUGUCACUUAAACAUUUGACUCUUCAGUGUGUGUCUGCAAGGCAAGAUCCCAAAGAAUUUUUUUGGAUGCGAUGCAUCUUUCCAUAA